AAAAUGAAUUAAGGUGACAAUUAAAAAGAAACCAUUUGACAAAUUUCCAUUCUUCUCAAACUCCAAUUUUUGGUUCCCCAAAUGUGGCAAAUCGGCAUAGUCACAUGAUCUCCUCUGCAUCUCCUUCCUCCUCUUCCUCCCGCAUUCUGCAUCUCUUAAAACCCUAACAGAAAAACCAGCUUCUUCUACUUGUAGUUGUAUUCACAGUCGGCGGCGCCGCCUCUGCCAACCACCUCUCCUUCUCUGUCUGCUAUUGCUAUUCUCGGUCUGUUCGAGAAAUUAGUGUUUAAAUAACGUUGAGUGACAAAUCGUUGUUCAAAAUCCGGUAGAUUUGGGUGAUGGAUUCACCCGAGAGAAGUCGAAGUUAUGCUAAAAGGGAAGUAGAGGAUAGUGGGGAUGUCAAGAGAGAGAUUGCCGGUGAUGAUGAGGAGCGAGAGGGUGGUGGGAAAAGGAGGCAUAGGCUAAGCAAAUCAAGAAGAUCAAGUAAUGGAGAAGAUGUUGAUGGAUGGGAUGGUAGUGGGAGAAGGAAGAGUUCUGGAGAGAGAAGUGAGAACAGGAGAAUGUCCACUAGAGGGGAUACUGAUGAAGGUGAUUAUGAUGCAAAGAAGGAUUCGAUUUCAAGCUCCAAGCUGGUAAGGAAGAAGCAAGAGGUCAGUGCUUUAGAAAAAUUGAGCAACUGGUAUCAGGAUGGGGAUUUAGAAAACAGGCAUGAUGCAGGAGAUAAAUCUGGAAGUAGAAGCCAUACUUCUAGAAGUGAUGACAAUGAGCGGAAUGCGUUGAGGAAAACAUCUUCCAAAAUCUCUGACCAUGAAGGCUCUCAUAGGAGUAGUAGAAGCAGAGACGAAAGAGCUCGUGAUGGGGAGGACGAAAAGGUGCUGGAAAAAGAUUCAUAUCAUUCGGAAAGGAAGGAGAGCAGUCGAGAGAAGGGGCAUGGUUUUACUGAAGAUUUAAAGAAUAGGAGAAGAUGGGAUGACUCUGAUGCUUCCACAAAAGGUGAGGAUAGUAGUUUUAAGGGUAAAUCUGAGCCUAAAAGCGGGACAGGAUCAGAAUCCAAGCAUGAGUCCUCCCGCGAAAGGAGCGCAUCUGCUAGACUCGAUUCUGGUGAAGGAAAAGAGAGAGUGUUGGAGUCAACCAGCGACAAGGGUAAAUCCUACAGCAAGGAGGAAAAGAUAAUUGAUUCUGAUAGGUCCAAGAACAGAAGGUCAGAUGCUGUCGAAGAAGAUAAUAAAGCUAGUUCUUUAACUCGUGAAGAUAAAAAUAGUAAGGAGAAAGGUGAUAGACAUAAGGAACUGAAAGAUUCUGGUCGCGAAGCUGUAGAUAAUAGAGAUAGGUCAUCUAUUCCGGAAGAGGAUGUCAACUCCUGGAUGAAAGACAAAGUUGCAAGAGAAGUUGGGAAUUCUCGGCGGUCAGGAAGCCCUGAGAGGGGUGGGCGGCAUCGCCAUGAGUUGGAGAACACGGAGAUGGAAUUUGAAAGAGGCAGCAGUGUAAAGCGCAAAGAUCUGGAGAAGGAUAAUUUCAGAGAUGAUAGAGCAAAAGGCAGAGAAAAUAGCUGGAGUGAUAGGAAUAGGGAAAGGGAAGGAUCCAGGGAAAGCUGGAAAAGAAGGCAGCAGCCUGGCAAUGAUAGGGAUAUGGAAUUAGUUCAUGAUCGUGAUAGAGAUCGCGACUUGCCUAGACGUGGUCGUGAUAGGAUGGAUAACGAUAGGGGUCUAGGUCGAGCUGGAAAUAGAAAAGAUGGGAGGAGCGAAGCUGUCAAGGCCUCUUCGAAUUUUGGAAUUUCAACUGAGAACUACGAUGUCAUAGAGAUACAACCUAAGCCUCUUGACUAUGGAAGAGAUGAUCCUGGAUCUGGUUUUGCUAGGAGAACAGAAGCCGUUCCACUACAUGAUCCAAAAUCAAAUACACCUGAAGAAUGGGGACGUGCACAAGAUGAUCAGCGUAGGGCUGAUGCAGAUGGGGCAACUGCUGAUGACUCGAGUGUAAAAUAUGUGGAUGAAGCUACAUCUUCACAAGAUCAAAAUGCAUGGAGGGAUGAUGCUGAUGGUAGGCCAGGCCGAGUGAGGGCCCCACAAGCUUCUUUAUCUGCACGACCUUCUGUUAGCCAAAGUACUUCUGGUGGUUCUCAGCCUCCUAAUAGCAAUCAAGAGGCAAGUAACUUUAACAGAAUGAUGCAACAGGGUCCUAAAGGUAAUAGGCCGAGUAGAGGAGGUAGAGUCAGGCCACCUGGAAGAGACAACCAGCAGGUCAACAUCCCAGUGCCCUUGAUGGGGUCUCCUUUUGGACAUCUUGGUAUGCCACCACCUGGUCCAAUGCAACCCAUGAACCCUGGUUUAUCUCCUGGUCCAGGUCCUCCGGUUCCCCCUGGCAUGUUUGUUUCACCAUUUUCAUCACCAGUUGUUUGGUCCGGUGGCCGGGGUGUUGAUAUGAGCAUGCUGCCUGUCUCCCCUGGUGUUUCCUCACUUCCUCCUGGGCCACCUGGGCAGCGAUUUCCAUCAAAUAUGGGGGCUCCCCCAAAUCCAGGCAUGUUUUUCAAUCAACAAGGCCAAAUAAGAGGAGUGCCUCCAAGUGUAUCUGGACCAGGGUUUAAUGCCAUUAUGCCUGUAGGUCGAGUUCCUCCUAAAAGCAGUGGGCCUGCAGGUAAGGGGCAAUCUAGAGGAGAGCAAAAUGAUUACUCUCAAAAUUUUGUAGACACUGGAUUGCGGCCCCAAAAUUUCAUACGAGAGCUAGAACUUACUAAUGUUGAGGAUUAUCCAAAGCUUCGGGAGCUCAUACAAAAGAAGGAUGAAAUUGUUGCAAAUGCAUCUACUGCUCCCAUGUAUCACAAAUGUGAUCUUCGGGAGUUUGUUCUGUCUCCAGAGUAUUUUGGGACCAAGUUUGAUGUUAUUCUUGUUGACCCGCCUUGGGAGGAAUACGUUCAUCGAGCACCUGGUGUGACUGACCACAUGGAGUACUGGACAUUUGAAGAGAUAAUGAAUCUUAAAAUUGAGGCAAUAGCAGACACACCGUCUUUUAUAUUUCUUUGGGUUGGUGAUGGUGUGGGACUUGAGCAAGGGCGACAAUGUCUCAAGAAGUGGGGAUUUAGGAGGUGUGAAGAUAUAUGCUGGGUAAAGACAAACAAAAACACAGCAACUCCAGCAUUGCGGCAUGAUUCUCAUACCUUAUUUCAGCAUACUAAGGAACACUGUCUGAUGGGCAUAAAGGGAACAGUUCGUCGCAGUACUGAUGGGCAUAUAAUCCAUGCCAAUAUAGAUACUGAUGUAAUUAUCGCGGAGGAACCACCUUAUGGUUCCACAGCUAAGCCUGAUGAAAUGUACCGGAUUAUCGAGCAUUUUGCUCUUGGUCGUAGGAGGAUUGAGCUCUUUGGCGAAGAUCACAAUAUCCGAUCAGGAUGGCUGACAGUUGGAAAAGAACUAUCUUCGUCAAACUUUGAUGCCGAGGCAUAUACGAGGACCUUUUCAGACAAGGAAGGGAAGGUUUGGCUAGGUGGGGGAGGACGGAAUCCACCACCAGAUGCACCUCAUCUUGUCCAAACAACACCUGAAAUAGAGGCUCUUCGGCCAAAAUCACCUAUGAAGAAUCAGCAACAAAUGCAACAACAGUCUAACUCAAUUUCUCUAACAACAGCAAAUUCUGGUAACAGAAGAGCCACUGGAAAUUCUCCUCAAAACCCUAAUCCUUUUACUGUUAAUCAGGAAGCUUCUAGUUCAAUUCAUCCUCCACCUUGGGCUUCAUCAAUGGAGGGCUUCAAAGGUCCGAACGAGAAUGCUUUCGACAACAUGUAUGGUUAUAACAUGCAUCCGAUGCCGCCACCAAAUGGGGAGUUUCUUGAUUUUGAAACUCAGAGAAUGAUGAAUAUGAUGUAGUGAGAUCACCAGACAAAAGUAUAACAAUUUAGGGUUUGAAUGCAAUUGCUUGCUUGUCGAGGAAGAAAGGUUUGAAGCAGAUCAGUGAGUAAGCAUUUGGGUGAACUUGAAAACAGAGGUAGUGUUGUAUUUCAUAAUACCAAUAAGAAAUUCAUGCAUGAUUUCAGGUUGACUGGGGAGAAAGCAUGGUGAAAGAAGAUAGAUUACACUAUUACAGGAGCAUAAGUUGUUUCUUAUUGCAACAAAUGGAACAAGGUACGGACAAUUAGGCCGAGAAUUGGAACUAUGAGAUUUCAGCUGUAAUAUCUUCAAGUAUUUUCUGAAGUUACAUGUGAAAUCUUGGUAAUUUCAUUUACCAGAUGAUCAAAAUGUAAGAAAAUGCAAUUUUGGCUAUGCCAUUUUUAGUUAUUGUAAUAGUUCUAGCAAUUUUGGCUAAAAACGGUCUCUUGUAAUGAUUUGUUCUCUUCAGUCGCCAAUGUCCUCCAUUUAUAGGGAUGGACUUUGCAAUUUUCUUUCUCAGUUUAGUUUGUUAAUAUGUAUCUUACUUAAACAAGGCUUUCAUCAUGAUUGGAAUUCAUUGUUACAUAGCUCCCAA
Spinacia oleracea (spinach) is the source of this 4455-nucleotide messenger RNA. Its product is annotated as N6-adenosine-methyltransferase non-catalytic subunit MTB. The coding region runs from base 339 to 3860 and encodes 1173 amino acids. NCBI's taxonomy places the organism in Eukaryota, Viridiplantae, Streptophyta, Magnoliopsida, Caryophyllales, Amaranthaceae. The transcript is spliced from 7 exons. Gene Ontology annotation, cellular component: nucleus; RNA N6-methyladenosine methyltransferase complex. Gene Ontology annotation, molecular function: mRNA binding; methyltransferase activity. The record is from RefSeq and is a predicted model, not a curated record. Gene Ontology annotation, biological process: mRNA modification; methylation.